GGAGCAAAAACUGCCGCCUCCUGUGCACCUGUGGGAACAUACCAUUGUUUGUUGUCUGUACUUACAACGUUUACUAUACUCGAAUAACAUGUUUUCCUGAGGGGGGGAAAACAUCGCUCGACUAUGUGGAACGAUUUUCAUCGGCCACAUAGCGGGGUCCUGGUGGAUUUUGGAACAUCAACGGGAUAGACGGCGACGCUGUAGUGGAAGAAUAGAGGGAACUCUACGCGGUGAUGGGAAAUAUGAUACGUGUGACUCUGUUGCUGCUGCUGGUGUACCUUCCAACAGAGGUGCUGUGCAUCCAGGUGAUCGUUCCAGAGACGGAAAGAAGCACCAUGUUGUUUGCAUCUGUGAUCCUUCGCUGCGACUUCUCCACCUCUGCAAACCCACAGGAUGUGCUGGUUACCUGGAGAUUCAAAUCCUUCUGUAAAGACCCAAUUUUGGAGUACUACUCCACAAGCUACCAGGCCUCCCUGCAACUGGGUCAGGACCCAUCCAACGACUGCCCAGACCGCCAGCGCACAGUCCGCACUGUGGUCCAAAAGAGAGGCCUCAAUGAGCCCAUACUGGGUGUCGAUUACCGGAAUCGCAAAAUUACCAUUCAAAACAAGGCUGAUCUGGCUAUCACUGAGGUGAUGUGGUGGGAUAACGGCGUGUACUUCUGCACCAUCGAUGCCGCCGGUGACACAUCGGGUGACUCGGAUCGAGAAAUUAAACUCAUCGUGUAUCACUGGCUGACGGUGCUGUUAAUCAUCCUGGGCGCCCUGCUGCUCAUCAUGCUCUUGUGCAUAUGUUGCUGUCAGUGCUGCCCGCAGAAGUGCUGCUGCUACGUACGUUGCCCUUGCUGUCCCAAGACCUGCUGCUGCCCGGAAAAAGCUGUGAUGCAACACAGGAUGUUGCGUGAGGCCAAGAGAGCUAUGGCGCCUUGGAUGCACGGUCAACCCAUAUACGCUCCUAUCAGCUCCAACAACUCCGUCCAGGGUGUCCCCAUGUUGUAUUCAGGCUCUUACUCAGACCCAGGUAAACAAAACUUUCCCAUGGCGCCCAUGCAGCUGUCCCCCAUGAUGCUUCCUCAGCAGGCCGCCCCCCCGCUCCACCUGAAUGGCAGUGCUGCAGGCAGCCUCCAAAGCAACCGACAUGUGUUGGAUUACCUGGAGAACCAGGUGAGGGGGUUGGAUGUGCCGAUGCAUCCUGUUCAGAAUGUGCCCCCGCUAGUGGUUCAGCCUCAGCCGCCACCCCCUGUUGUGCCCUACACCCCCGGCCCCCCCAGCAUGCUGUCGGCCCUCGAUGAGAUGGGUGUAAGGGGCACGGAGAGAAGGGUGAUCACGCUACCUCCCAUCAUCCAGCGUGUUCCCAGCUUUUCCUCCCGCAGGGGACCCCGAAGUGGGGAGCCAGACAGAGGGGGGAUACGUUUUUCUAGCCAGUCCAGCGGUAGUACCAACCCCUCGCGAAGGGGUGUACAACAACGUAGAUACAGAGACCAUUCUCCUCCAAGACGGGGAAUCCUGCGUGAGUACAGCGACGACUCCGAUUGGGAAGGGAGGCAAGGAAGAGGGAACCACCGCAUCCAGAGGGACCAGAGCAGUGUCGGGUCCAGGCCUCUGACCCGCAGCCGCGACAACCUGAUGGAGGAGCUGCAGAGCAGAAGCACACGAAGGGAGAGGAGCUACUCACCUCCACGCCACAAGCGCUCCUGGAGCUCGGAUGAAGAGGACAGCAGCAGGCGAAGGGCGGCUAGAGAGAGGCAUUGGCCCGAGAAGCCCCCCAGCUACUCCAGUGUGGAGAGCCAACAUGGACACGCCAGCGACCGCAGGAACCACAUCCGUCUUUCCGAUAGGAGCUCCCGUAGCAACACCAGCGUAGUCAUCUGAAGCAUUUCUUUGAUAGCAAAAACUGCAAAAGUAAGCUGCAUCCUUCUCUGUAUGUCACUUGAGAAUAGACUUGUUUUUAGUUUUUGUUAUUUGUAGUAGUAAGUAGUCAAUAUUUGUAUGCCAAAGUUAAUCAUUUGAGUGUUUGUCUUUUUUUUAACUCAUCAAAAUAUUGGAAGUUUUUCGUCUUUUUUUUCUACUUCGACACAUAAAUAGACUGACAACCAUGACAACUGUACUACGGUAUCUGGGAGAGGAAACUCGACCUCGCAGGAAACCACUCUACUCAUCAGUUUUACUGUAAUGUUGUUUGAUGUGUGUGUUAUGUUGUUGUUCUGAAUAAAACACAAUUUAAAUCCAGA
Molecule: messenger RNA, 2230 nt
Organism: Hippocampus comes (tiger tail seahorse)
Lineage: Eukaryota; Metazoa; Chordata; Actinopteri; Syngnathiformes; Syngnathidae
Product: immunoglobulin-like domain-containing receptor 1
Exons: 8
Coding region: 234-1871 (545 amino acids)
Cellular component (GO): plasma membrane
Molecular function (GO): high-density lipoprotein particle receptor activity
Source: RefSeq, a predicted model, not a curated record